GGCGGCGACGGUCUGCGCGGUCGCGUUCGCCCCCUUCUUCGCCGCGUUCCCGCGCGCUUUUCUCGGGUUUCGCGACGGCGAACCGGCCCCGGAUUGACGGCGGCCCUCGCGUUGGAAUGUACCGCGCACGAUGGCUCGGCUUUUGAGCGCGGUGCCAUGUGACAAAAUGGGUAAAGGAGAGCCAGGAAAACCGCGUGGGAAGAUGUCUUCCUAUGCAUACUUCGUGCAGACUUGUCGCGAGGAACACAAGAAGAAACAUCCGGAGGCAUCUGUAAACUUUGCCGAGUUUUCGAAGAAAUGCUCCGAGCGCUGGAAGACGAUGUCUCCAAAGGAGAAGGCGCGUUUUGAGGAAAUGGCUAAGGCUGACAAGGCACGUUUUGACCGGGAGAUGAAAAAUUACGUUCCGCCUAAGGGCAAGAGGAAGACGAAGGACCCUAAUGCACCCAAGAGGCCCCCAUCUGCAUUUUUUGUGUUCUGCUCGGAGCACCGGCCCAAGGUGAAGGCAGAUCACCCCGGCCUGGGCAUCGGUGAGAUUGCCAAACGGCUGGGAGAGAUGUGGGGACUCCUCACGCCCGAGACUAAAUCUCCGUAUGAGAAGAAGGCUGCCAAGCUGAAGGAGAAGUAUGAGAAGGACGUGGCGGCGUACCGCGGGAAGGGCAAGGCUGCACCCUCCAAGGCUGCACCCGAGGAAGAUGAUGAUGAGGAAGAUGAGGAGGAGGAAGAUGAUGACGAUGAGGAUGAUGACGAGUAGGCUGACAGCAGCAAAAGGAGUAAAACAUCCUCGGUGUAGGGAUGUAUAAAGGCUUCGCUGGCAGGCGCUUACAUUGAUAGUUUUUUUUAAGGAGGUUUGGAGGGAAUUUAUUCAGUUUGGGGGGAUGGGGGGGUCCGUUAUCCCACAACGUAAAAAUAAAAUGUGAAGUCUAUUACAUUUGCCCGUGGCAGAAUCCCAGCUUUGACAUAAUUGAUGUAAUAGUUCAAGGGCUUUGGUGUUGGUUAAUGGGCACUACUGUGCUGCAUUUGAGAGCAUUAAACUGUUGGAUAUUUGGAGCAAAAUAGGAAACUCAGUUUGGUUUGAUAGGACAGGGAUGUUUAUUGAAUUAACAAAUACUUCUUAAACCUCCUUUAUAAUUGUGUAAAUUCAAUGUCUGUACAGUCAACUCAAGGCCCGCUCCAUAUUUCUUCAAAUAGAUUUGGUGUUGGUUUAAUUGAACUAAGAUGUAACCUCACGACCUUGUUGACCAAGAACUACAGAUGAAUGACAACUGAAAUGUAGUAAUGAAAUACUUGUGCGAGUGUAUCUUAUAACACUUUAUUUGCAUUUGGUUAAGAAUUGGUGAUGCAUUACUUUCGAGUGGGACACUUAAUGUCAAGUUGAUGUAGGAUAACUCUGAAAUUACUUUCAUAUUGGCCAAUUAUGAUAACGUUUUGCCCAUUUGAAAGAAGAGUACUGCUUGGUUGAAAGGAAAAUUUAAUAUUUGUAUGUGGCAGAGUGUAGACUUGGUUAGAUUGAGACCUGCUUUUGAUUUUUUUUUACCUAGGUUUGAGACUACAAAAGCAUAAUCUGUAUUGAGAAAUUGCCACUUUGAAAAAGAGAAAAAAAAUUACCUUCCCACUAUGUACAGUCUGCUUUUGUUACUUUGUGGCUUGUAAUACAUUUUUUUAGCCUGGGGUUUUUGUCUGCUUUGAAUAUUAACCUUGUAGGGUGAAUUUGUUUCACAUAUAUUCUGAUGAAAGUUGUCCAUUUAUCUUGUCUGUUGGACUUGGUAAAAUUCUGUAACUUUUAAGCAACAAUAAAAUGGUCUUUUUUUACAA
This is a messenger RNA of Petromyzon marinus (sea lamprey), 1812 nucleotides long. Its product is annotated as high mobility group protein B2-like. The record is from RefSeq and is a predicted model, not a curated record. Gene Ontology annotation, molecular function: DNA binding. Lineage: Eukaryota; Metazoa; Chordata; Hyperoartia; Petromyzontiformes; Petromyzontidae. Gene Ontology annotation, biological process: regulation of transcription by RNA polymerase II. Gene Ontology annotation, cellular component: nucleus.